AAACAAACAGCAUGUGACCACACCCAGAAAAGAAAUGCCUAAUAAAAAUGUAAACUUCAACCAACCCAUUUCUGAGCAGAAGAAAGUGAAAGUAAAUUCCUCUCUAGUCUCUUUCCUGCACUAGAAGCCAUGGCUGCUGCGAAUCCAGCAAAAACUCUCCAGAAUGAAGUGACCUGUUCCAUCUGUCUGGAGUAUUUUAAAGAUCCAGUGUCUCUAGACUGUGAUCACAGUUUCUGCCGAGCCUGCAUCACCCAGUGCUGGGAGAGAUUCGAUACAGACAUCUCCUGCCCUCAGUGCAGAGAGAUCUUUCCCCAGAGGAACCUCAGGCUGAACAGGCAGCUCAGGAAUAUUGUGGAAGCAGCCAGAGAACUCAGGCUGCAGACAGUGAAGGAACCAGAAACAGAGCGACUGUGUGAGAAACACAAGGAGCCUCUAAAACUGUUCUGCAAAGAGGACGAAAUCCUCAUCUGCCUGGUGUGUGACAGAUCCAAGGAGCACAGAGAUCACACUGUCAUUCCUGCAGAGGAAGCUGCCGAAGAAUUCCAGGAGAAGAUUCAGGCCUAUUUGCAGACUCUGAGGGAAGAGAGAGAAAACCUGCUGGGAUGUAAAGUGAGUGUACAAAUGAGAAGCCAGGAAUAUCUGAGAAAGACACGAACCGAGAGACAGAAGAUUGCGUCUGAAGUUCAGCAACUGCGGCAGUUCCUGGAGGAACAAGAGCAACUCCUGCUGGGCCAGCUGGCAGCGCUGAAUGAGGAGAUUGUGAAGAUACAGAAUGAAAAUAUCACCAGACUCUCGGAGGAGAUUUCCCAUCUCAGUGAGCUGAUCAGUGAGAUGGAGGGGAAGUGUCAGAAGCCAGCAAGUGAAUUCCUGCAGGAUGUCAGAAGCACCUUGAGCAGGUGCGAGAAGGGGAAGUUCCAACAGCCAGAGGAGAUUUCUCCUGAACUGGAAGAGCGAGUCAGUGGUUUCUCCCAGAAAACUAUUGCCUUAUUGAAGACUGUGAGGAAGUUCAAAGACACUCUGCUGUCUGCACUGGAGACAAAAAGAGUGAACGUGACUCUGGAUCCAGACACAGUUCAUCCUCAACUGGUCCUGUCUGAAGAUUGGAAAAGUGUGAGAUGGGAAGAAACACGGCAGGAUCUGCCUGACAGUCCUGAAAGAUUUGACACUGAGCCCUGUGUGCUGGGCUGUGAGGGAUUCACCUCGGGGAGACAUUGCUGGGAGGUGGAGAUGCAGGAUGAGGGAGGCUGGUUUGUGGGGGUGGCCAGAGAAUCUGUGAGGAGGAAGGGACAGAUCAGCCCUGAGGAGGGGAUCUGUGCUGUGGGGUAUGUCUUGGAUCAGUUCUGGGCUCUCACCUCCCCUGCAACCCCCCUGCCCCUGAGCCGGGCCCCCAGCAGGAUCCGGGUUUGUCUGGACUGUGACCGGGGGCAGGUGACAUUUAUUGGUGCUGGUGACGAGGCCCCGAUCUUCACUUUCCCGCCAGGCUCCAUCCCUGGGGAGAGAAUCCGACCCUGGCUCUGGGUGCUGGGGGUAGGAUCCCGGCUCAGACUGCGUCCCUGAGACCCGGGGGUGGGGGGAGAGGGAGGGAGAGGAAUAUCCCACUGGGGAGCCUGAAAUCAGCCCUUCUAGCCUCGGACAGUGUAGUCUCUAUGAUUUGCUCCUCUGGACUUUCUAUCAUGAAGUCUCUGCGACCCAGAAAGUUGCAUCCAGGGUCUCAACUCUGUGCAAUCUCUGGUGUCAAACCAUAGAGACCAUUAGGUGAGGUAGAGAAGCCGAUCUUGUCACUGCCCCAGGGAUUGUGCAGCCUGUUUGCUGCUGUCCUCUAUGAUACAGGAGGACUGUGCUGAUCCUUGGUCAGUGUCACUGACAUGGGCGGAAGAACCCACUGGGAACCCACUAGGACAGUCAUCCUAGUCUCUAUGACCUGGGAGGUCUCCUGUCUACCCAACCCCGAUAGUUCAUCUCUAUGGCCCCAGAAAGCUCCUCACCUUCCCUGCAGCCCCAGGGGUUCUUCCCCCCUUCCCCUCCCAUCUCUGGUGCUGCAGGAGGAGCAGAGGGGCCCAGAGGGGCAGAUGUGGGGCUGCAGGGGCAGAGCUGAGGGAGGGGCUGGGGACAGAAGUGAUGUGGGGGUUGAGGAGUAGAAUUAACAGCCGGGCUGGGGACAGGCAGAUGUGGGGGUGGCAGGGACACAGAAUUAAUUAAUUAGGAUUUGAGGUUUUGGGGAGAAGCUGGAGGCUCCCCAGGAACAGGGAGCCUGGGAGAGGGAGACCCAGAAACUGGAGAGUCUGACCUACAAGUCAUGCGGGAAGGGAUACUAUAGUGGGAAGCAGUUAGAGGGUGCGGUGAUGUCAGCUGGAUGAAGGUGUGGAGAGUCAAGUACAGGGCAGGUUUAACCAGAAUGGGGGAAAGAAAUGAAAGAAUAAAAGAGAAAAAAUGAAAUAAAACCGGUGUAAAGACAGAAGCCUGGAGAAAGUGGCAGGAAACUCACAUGAAGAGCGAAAGCAAAAUCGUCCUGAGAAGGGAAAUGCUCUGGGGCAGGCAGCAAGAAAGGAAGGGAUAAACUCAAGGGAGAGAACUGGGAACCUGGAGUGGAAUGAUCUGUGAUAGGGAAUAGAGAAGGGUUGGGGAGAUGCAGAGCAAUAAACAGAUGGAAAAGGAGUGCUAGGGCAAAUGUGUAAAACUAGGUGAAAUUAAAGAAAAGGGAGGCGAGAGAACAUGAGAUCAAGAUCUAUAAAAUAUUUCUGAAAGUGAGAGACUGUAACAUUAAUUCAACCCCAUAGUUCAGGGCCAGUACUUCCACUUCGGUACCUUUCACAACAACACUUCUUCAAAUUUGUGGAUAUUUUUAUCAUGUGUUCUGGUUAUGAAAGUUCCCUCUCAGCUCCUUUUAACCUGACAUUUACUUAAGGUAAAUAAACAAGACACACGUUU
Chelonoidis abingdonii (Abingdon island giant tortoise) is the source of this 2928-nucleotide messenger RNA. Its product is annotated as zinc finger protein RFP-like. The record is from RefSeq and is a predicted model, not a curated record. Gene Ontology annotation, molecular function: zinc ion binding; protein binding. NCBI's taxonomy places the organism in Eukaryota, Metazoa, Chordata, Testudines, Testudinidae.